GAUAGAUAGUUAAUUCUCGACUGUUGUAUCUCUUCUUCCUCCUCGAAAACUUGACACCAACUCGACUUCACUCGACAUCACUCACUCAUCGACGACUCCAUAGGGAAUGAAUGGCUUGAAGUGAUUGAGAAGAGGCAGUCAGAAAAUACAGAACAUCUUUGUCGAUAUCCUUAUUGAUUACUACACCCACACUCCGCUUCGAAGCAUCGGGAACAUUGGCAGAUUACCAUCCUCACCAUCCUACCAACCUAAGCGUUCCUGAGCUUUCUAGCUUAUGUUGAAUGGUAGCCAACCAUCAACACGGCCAUUCCGAUCUCAACAUCCCUUCCAAAGAGAAAGCAUUUGAGAAAAACAAUUCAUUCUUUCGUCUGGUAACUUCUGAAGUUACAGCAUUCCUCACGAUUAAUUCCAGCCUCGGAAAUAUAGCAGAAGUUUGAAACAUACAUAUCUAGCAUAUAUUGUAAUUUUGUUGAAAGUCGGCACCAAUGGCUGAACGAAAUAUCUCUAUCGCUUCAAAUCAUUUUAGAGGGAGUGUGGACUCCAAUAUGGCUGCGUCUAUAGGUCCUAAAAGCAUGCCUGAAAUAAUUACGAGGACGACCAAAGGGGGGAGGAAACUGAAAUAUACGUUGACUGUGAUUCAACAACCUGAGCGUGCGAGAGCAUGUGGCUCGGGAGCAAAAUCAUCUGCCGAUCGACGUCCAGUCGACCCUCCUCCCGUCGUUCAACUUCGCAUUUAUGAUGAAACCGAUCCUCGACAAGAAAAGGAGAUAACAUUCCACUACAAUGCAAACUUCUUCCUCUUCGCAACUUUGGAGGUAGCUCGGAAUAUUGCUCAAGGUCGUGUACAAACUUCGGCUCCUCAAGCACCCGUUUUGACGGGCAUGCCAGUGUCUGGAAUGGCCUACUUGGAUAGACCCAAUGAAGCUGGAUAUUUCAUUUUCCCCGAUUUAUCUGUUCGACACGAGGGCCAAUACAAAUUGAGCUUCAAUCUCUACGAGGAAACAAAAGAGGAGAAGGAUACCGACAUCGAACCUUCGAACGAUCCAAGCAUGCGAAAGAUGUCGAGCGCUGCAGCCGCUGCCGAAUCGUCUUUUGAUUGGCGCAUGGAACUCAAAUCUGAUCAAUUCACUGUAUACAGUGCAAAGAAAUUCCCUGGCCUUUCCGAAAGCACUGAUUUGAGCAGAACUGUAGCGGAACAAGGUUGCCGUGUUCGUAUUAGACGUGACGUGAGGAUGAGAAGAAGAGAUACAAAGCCUGGAGGGGACUUUGGUGAAAAAGAGGAUGAAUAUCAGCAAGGAAGAGCUACAUCUCCACCAUUUGAUUAUGCCAUCCAAGCUGCGAGGCAAAGAGCUCUGAGUACAAGCGUUCAUGAGGAUCCACAACAGAGGCGUGGAUCAGGAGAAAGCUCACCAUAUCAUUCGCCUAUUGUAACUACCCCAUUCCGUACGCCUUCAAUUUCUCCAUCGACACCCAACGCCUCUCUUCCUGGUGGUAACCACCUUGGCUGGAUACCGAAUGGACCUGGCUACGCCGCUGCUCCGAGUAUCCAACCUCCACAUCCACCACCGCCUCCACCCUCAUCCUAUCCACAGCCAGUGCCAGCUACUCACCCUAAUCAAGGCCCAUCGACACAAUUUCGUCAGCAACCUCCUCAAGGUCCACCUCCUGCACCUACUAGAUUUGAUGAGAGGCGAUCUUCAUAUAGCCAAUUUCGUCCUUCCACAAACCCUCCUCAUCAGCAAUCGUAUGAACCAGACUACCGAAGAAUGUCCUUUGGAUAUCAGAUCUCUGCUGCAUCCCAAGGCCCUCAACCAAUCGCCCCUGCUGUUCAGAACCAAGCUUAUAAUCAACAAUCAAUGGAGGCUGCUUAUAGCCGCAAUCCUCCUUCUGCAUACUCGACCAGCUAUCAGGAUUCUGUCGCUCUCGCACCACUGAGAGGCGAGCAGUCUACAGCCAUGUCUCCUCUUGCUUCGGUAACGACUAUUUCACGUGGGACGCAAAACUCAGCGCCAAUAUCAAGCCACAACUACAACAAGUUGGAGAGAUCUGGGUCUUACAGUCAAUAUGCUCCCAUCGAGGCGGAGCCAUCAAAGUCGACUAAUAAGAGAAGCUACAAUGAGGUUUUCAGUGAUCCUACUGAAUCAUUAUUCAAUGGUAGACGACCAAGUGCUAUUUCUGCAGAAGACGAAGAGGAAGAAAGAUCCGAACAGCAAAUGACUUAUAGACGAGCCGAUGGCAACAUUCACCAGAAACCCGCCCCCGGUCUCAACUAAACUGCACCAAGCUCAAAAAGUCUUCAGCAACAGCGUCAGUCACGAUUUUUUUUAUAGAAAAGGCGUCGGAUUGACGUUUUCUCUGCACGCCUUUGAACUUUUUCUACACCAUUUUUUCAACGUACGAUUCUGAAGCUGAUUUUUACGAUACCAAUUUGAUGGGUAUGUAUAUACCUCCAACUUUUUACAUUUCUUUUUCUACACGAUUCGCGAUGGUGUUGUUUACACGUAUUUUCGCACGCUUCUGGAAAAGCAUACAUGGCACUUCUCCUUAUGAUAUCUAGAUGGUGGGAAACAUUGACUUUCUGAUACCGUUGUAUUUCUUUUGUUGGUAUAUUGAGCACAUGUGGGAAAUUUGCAAUGGAUGAAUGAGAUGAGGGGUAGCGGGCUGAGAAAACAAUCCUGUAAUUUAUGGACUUGAAAAUGGAGAUGAGAGAAGUAGACUCCUUUCCUGAAUGAGAUGGAUGGAACGAAAUGGAAUGGAAUGGGAUGGGAUUGCAUAGAGUUGAAUACCUACCUACUUACCUACCUACCUACCUACCUACCUACCUACCUA
This is a messenger RNA of Botrytis sinoallii, 2829 nucleotides long. RefSeq lists its product as uncharacterized. The transcript has 3 exons. NCBI's taxonomy places the organism in Eukaryota, Fungi, Ascomycota, Leotiomycetes, Helotiales, Sclerotiniaceae. Bases 486 to 2273 code for a protein of 595 amino acids. The record is from RefSeq and is a predicted model, not a curated record.